Molecule: messenger RNA, 4838 nt
Organism: Pangasianodon hypophthalmus (striped catfish)
Lineage: Eukaryota; Metazoa; Chordata; Actinopteri; Siluriformes; Pangasiidae
Gene: drd2b
Product: dopamine receptor D2b
Exons: 8
Coding region: 334-1683 (449 amino acids)
Biological process (GO): adenylate cyclase-inhibiting dopamine receptor signaling pathway; adenylate cyclase-activating adrenergic receptor signaling pathway
Cellular component (GO): glutamatergic synapse; presynaptic membrane
Molecular function (GO): G protein-coupled receptor activity; dopamine neurotransmitter receptor activity, coupled via Gi/Go
Source: RefSeq, a predicted model, not a curated record
GCGCGGCGGUUAUUUUCGCGCCACUAGUUUCAGUCAGAAGUUGAGAGGCGGCUCAGGCAGAGUUCAUCUCGAGAUACAGCUUGUGUUAGCAACAAGAUAAUGUUUUACCGUCUGUUUUUUUCCAGACGAUAACGUUGUGAGUGCUGCAGGAAACAGUUAUUACCGCUUGUGAGAAUGAGAAUGGGCAGACGGUGGGAAUUAAGGACCCUGGACGCUGAGAAGCUCCGAAUAUAAACGACAGGACUGUAAACCCGAGACCCUCGGGGCAGGACUGGUCACUCCUGCUCAAAUCCUAUGGCCUGAAGUUUCAGACAUCUUUCCUGGUAGCAGCUCAUGGAUUUCCUCGCGGAAUAUGGCAUCAAUGAGACCUACCAUGACAACACGAGUGAGGCUUUCAAUGGCACGGACAUUGAAGCCAAGCACCAGUACAACUAUUAUGCCAUGCUCUUGACGCUGCUCAUCUUCGUCAUCGUCUUCGGCAACGUUUUGGUGUGUAUGGCCGUCUCCCGAGAGAAGGCACUGCAGACCACCACUAAUUACCUGAUUGUAAGCCUUGCUGUGGCAGAUCUCCUGGUGGCUACAUUGGUUAUGCCUUGGGUAGUGUAUCUGGAGGUGGUGGGCGAGUGGCGCUUCAGUAAAAUUCACUGUGACAUUUUUGUCACUCUGGACGUCAUGAUGUGCACGGCCAGCAUUCUUAAUCUGUGUGCAAUUAGUAUUGACAGGUACACAGCUGUUGCCAUGCCACUGUUGUACAACACACGGUACAGCUCGAAGCGCCGUGUCACCGUUAUGAUCUCGGUGGUUUGGGUUCUGUCCUUUGCCAUCUCCUGCCCCCUAUUGUUUGGGCUAAACAACACAGCAACACGUGACGAUGCUGUGUGCGAGAUUGCCAACCCAGCCUUUGUGGUGUACUCCUCUAUCAUGUCCUUCUACGUGCCCUUCAUCAUCACACUUCUCGUCUACGUGCAGAUCUACGUGGUGCUGCGCAAGCGUCGGAAAAGAGUGAACACCAAGCGCAGUUGCCAGAGGACGGAUGCUGAGCCUCAGCUUCCUCUCAAGGAAAAGUGCACUCACCCAGAGGAUGUGAAACUCUGCACAGUCAUUGUAAAGACCAACGGGAGCAUGCCUGCCAAAAACAAGAAAACACUGGUGAUAAAGGAGGUGAUGCAGCAGGACAGCAAUGUGGAGGUGGGCCUCAUGGCCAGCCCCAGUCCUCCAGAAAAGUUAAAGCUGGCACCUGCUGCAGCAGGCUCUAUGAUGGCUAGUCAGAGUCGCGCUUCACCCUUGCAAGAUGAGUGGCAGCCCAGUAGUGAUGAGAAGAACGGCCAUGCCAAGGACGCCCAGAUGCCAGCGGGGGCCAAAGCUUUUGAAACACAGACCCUGUCCAAUGGCAAGACACGCACCAAUGUCACCAAGCCCAUGAGCAAGAGAAAGAUGUCACAGCACAAGGAGAAGAAGGCCACACAGAUGCUUGCCAUUGUUCUGGGCGUUUUCAUUAUAUGCUGGCUGCCCUUCUUCAUUACUCACAUCCUGAAGACCCACUGUGCUAGCUGCUAUGUGCCUCUGGAAAUGUACAAUGCCUUCACGUGGCUGGGAUAUGUGAACAGUGCCGUGAACCCCAUCAUAUAUACCACUUUCAACGUGGAGUUCCGCAAGGCUUUCAUGAAGAUCCUGCACUGUUGAGUACGCCUUUGUGUGGGCGUAAGGUUAGUGCCAUCAUUUUCUCUGGCUGAGGUAGAAGACUUUUUUUUUUAAGGACAGAAUAAACAUCACAGACACAGGGGCUUAUCAGCUUGACUCAUAUGAAUGUAAAUCCAGAAGUUUUAUUUGGAGGUUUGAAGCUUUGUAGUUUUUAAAAGCCUCUGAAAAAAGCAUCUGGCUAAAAAAGCCAGGGGGGCAGGGGAUUUGGAGAGAGAGAGAGGGAGAGAGUGUGUGUGUGUGUGUAUGUAUAUAUAUAUAUAUAUAUAUAUAUAUAUAUAUAUAUAUAGAGAGAGAGAGAGAGAGAGAGAGAGAGAGACAGAGAGAGAGAUAGAUAAAAUGAAUUACACAGAGUAUGGAAUGGACAAACUGUGCAGUAUGGGCCCAAGCACUCAUUGCUGGUGCCAUCUUGAUUUUUUUUUUUUCUUGAUCUUCUUUGUUCUUCCUUCCACUUCUUCUUCUUCUUGUGUAUGUAUGAAGAAACAUAAAAUUUGAAGGCUUUCUCCAGCUUGCUUGAAGGGGCUUUGCAAGUAUUCUUACUGACACUCAUCUUUGGGAGCUCUUGGAGACACUGACUGUAAAAUGUUGCAGUUGCGAGUGUUGUGAAAUAACCAGAAACGCAGGAGAAGCACAAACUAGAACAUGGAAUUGUGUGUGCAAAGAGCAAACUGUGAGUCAUACAGUCAGUUCAAUUCAUAUCAUGGAAUGGAUCUUGGUAAUAACUUCUGUAUGAACAAUUGAUGUAUCAGUGAUUACUAUCAGUUUGGCAACAAUAGAAUCAACCUAGCUAGAACACCCCCAGCACCCAAAAACCUAGUUAAUGCUGAUUACCAGUGAUAUCCUGAUAAUGUAGUGGCAGAAUAUAGUCUACUGUGUUGGGAAAGAAUUGGAUUUCAAGAAACAGUCAGCAGUGAUGAUUGGUUCUCAACAGCAGCUGAGUAAGAAACAUAUGUUUGCCAGCCACUUCAUCAGACGUUUUGUUUAGCUUUAAUGGGACUCUAUGACUGUGGUCUACCCAGCCACAGUAGCAACUGGAGUGUGUGUAUAUACGGGGUUGUGUAGUAAGCGGCAGGUGUUUGAGGAAAAAAAUGUUAAGAUAAAAUUUAAAAUUUUUGUUCGACAAGAACAACUUUUUUUGUAAACCUAAAGAAAAAUAAAAAUACUGAAUAUCUCAGUUCUAUAAUUUACAAUAACUGAUAAAAUAGGUUAUAGACGUCAUUAAAAUUUUGAUGGUUGACAUAUGAAUUGCACACGUUGUGCAUUUGUACGUGCGCUAUCUGGGUAUUGAUCUCUUUUUGUAAUAGAGAAUGAAACAUUUAUCAAAGCGUAUUAUCCUCUUGCAAAGAUAUGUGAAAAGCUUUGCAAAGAUUUUCUAUUGUAAAGGAAAUGAGACGCUUUGAUUUUGUUAUUUUGUCCACAGUAGUACAAGCUCAGGAAGGCUUUGCCUAAUUGUUGUCAAACAGAAGAGAUUUGUUCGGUGCGUCAUGUUGAAACAGUGGGACAAAGACAGAUGGAGAUAAAUCAAUAGUGUGGGCUGUAUAAUAGUAAAAGCAAAGGAUUCAGCAAAAAGUUCAUUCCUGGAGGUUAUUUUGAGAAAAGAGUGUAUAAUAUGACCACACGGUAUAAAUAUAUGAAUGGUUAUAAAUAUAUAAAAGGGGUUUUUUAUGCAUCAAGCUCUCAUAGGAAUCAGUAUUAUUCUCCACAGAUUUCUCCAGGUUUUAACCCUUUAUCAUUGUUUCUAUCUCUGUUUAUUUUAUUUAUUUAUUUGCAUAUGUAUUUAUUCAAUAUGAAAAUACAAAGGAGAUCUACAGUAUGUUAAAUGGACUUGCAGACAAACGCAUGGCUAAAAUAAGCCAUAAAAAAGGCCUUCCACACACACACACACACAAACAAACAAAUGCUUUUCGAUGAACCGACUCUGAUGGACGUUUAACUGUAUAUAGUGCAAUUUAAAUGAAGCCCAUGACAAAAAUGAUUAUGCAUGUCACACUGGUUCUUCACAACCUAAACCUAUUGUAUUUUAGCUAUACAAUACAAAAUUAUCUAAUCUUUGUAAAGUUUUAUCUGCUUUUUUUUCUCUCCUGUAUACAUCAAAAAGGUCUUGGAUAUUUGAAUAUAUGUGUAUUAUGUAGGAUAAUCCAUCAUGUGUCUGCUAAAACUCUCCAUGCUCAUGUGUGCAAUAUCUUUUUAUGAAGGUUUUAAAGACUGGCUGAGAAAGUACAAAGUACAAGGUUCAAAUGUUUCUAUCCACUAUGGAUGCAAAAUGUUGUGUGCAUUAUCAUGUUAUUAAAGCUACUGAAGGAUUCUUGCAGAAUCGCCACAUAAGUAGCUGAUUAUACUUACGUUUGUAGAGUUGUUUUGAGAUUUUGAAUUAAUUUUUUUGGUUGGACUUUUUCUGUGGUAUAAUUUCACACUUCACUCUUAUCUCUCAAAUAUCAUGAUAUUUGGGUUUACUAACAGGAGUGGCAGCAAAACAGAUAUUUUAAUGAGAGAUGCAAGCGUGCCUACAGUAGCCAUUUUAGAUUGAAUUAGCAUUAAACAACAUGUUUUUUUAAUUCCACACCUGCACCAUGUGUAAUGCUUGAUUUUUAUUUUAUUUUAUUUGCUAUGAUUAAUUUUGUUUGUUUUAUUUUUAUUAUAUUUAAUCUAUUUGUUUAUAUGUGGUAAUAAAAAGCUGACAUUAGAAAAAAAAUUAACAUGACUUAUUUAUUUGUUUACUUACUUAUUUACUUCUGUAAGUUUGCAUGAAAUUCUGUACAACAUAUUACCUGCUGUGUACCUAUUCACAAUGAUCCAUGUUUUGUUUAACAUUUUUUGACACAUUUUGCAAUAUGGUUUUUUUGUACUAUAAAUAGUAUUGUUAUAAAGGAAUGUAUAUGUAGAGGGAUAAAACAAAAAACGUACAGUUUUUUUUUAUCAUAAACAUAUGUGUGUAUAUAUAUGUAAAUCUGUUUUGUUAAUGUGGUCUUGUGUGUGUUGAUUAUUGUAUACACGUGAUAUGUGCAUUUUAAACUAUGUGUAUCCCAUGGCCAUGGACAUUUUGCAUUUCGAAGGGACCACUUUUGCAUUGUCAAUUUAAGUUUAUGGUAUGUGAUAUAUUUUAUAAUACUAAUGUAAAUGUUGGAUGAAUAAAAUACAUC